This is a messenger RNA of Seminavis robusta, 456 nucleotides long. The record is from the annotation of a GenBank genome assembly. NCBI's taxonomy places the organism in Eukaryota, Bacillariophyta, Bacillariophyceae, Naviculales, Naviculaceae.
AUGACACUGGGUGCUGCUGAUGGAGAAAUACUGGGACUGGAGCUUGAUCGAGUUGAGUUUGUUGUAUUAAAAAUUGUGGGCACAGUUGGAGCAUUUGCUGUGAAAGAUCAAGUUGAGAUUGUUGUGUUAAGAAUUGUGGGCACAGUGGUUUUGGUGGAGCCCUCUCUGGUUGGAGCAUUAGCUGACGAAGAUAUACUUCGAGCAAUAAUGACACUGGGCACUACUGAUGGAGAAAUACUGGGACUUGAGCUUGGUGAAGAGCUGGGUUUGGAACUAGUAGGAGAUGAGCUUGGACAUGUUGAGGGUCUGGAACUCGGACUGGCACUUGGAGAAGAACUUGGUCUCAAACUGGGAGACCCAGAUGGUCUGGUACUUGGAGAAGUGCUUGGUUGGGAACUGGGUAUCACAGAUGGACUGAAACUAGGAGAAGUACUUGGCUUGGAAACUGGGAGAUGA